AUGUCGGUGGGCCUUCAACGGCGCGUCCCAGCGCUGGACGAGGCCGGGGGCGGAGUCCCGGCCGCGUGGAAGUCCAGCGAGCCCCCCUUUCCGGCGUUCGCGCCGCCCGCCGGCUCGCCCGCGGGGCCCGCGUUCGCGGCCUCCCCCGCGCCCUCGACCCCCGGCCCGGGCCCCGGGUUCGCGGGCCCGUAUGCGGCGGCGGGCCCCUUCGGGAGCCCCUCGGCGCGGCCCGGCUCCGGGGGUGGGUUCCCCCCGGGGCCCCAGCAGGGGCACUUCCCGGGGCCCGGGUUCGCGCCGCCGGGCUCGCCCUUCCAUCCGCACCCGCCGCAUCCACCGAUGCCUCCACAUCCUCACAUGAUAACGCCGCUGCCGCCGCCCGUCGACAGAAGGCACGCUCCAUAUUUCGGGCAACCCGACUACAGGGUCUACGAACUCAAUAAACGAUUACAACAAAGAACCGAGGAUUCGGAUAACCUAUGGUGGGACGCGUUUGCGACGGAGUUCUUCGAGGACGACGCGACGCUCACACUUACCUUCUGCUUAGAGGAUGGACCCAAAAGAUACACUAUAGGCAGGACAUUAAUACCGCGGUACUUUCGGAGUAUAUAUGAAGGCGGUGUCUCAGAGCUGUACUACACGAUGAGGCAACCGAAGGAGUCCUUCCACAACACGAGCAUCACUCUCGACUGCGACCACUGUACUAUGGUCACGCAUCACGGAAAACCAAUGUUCACUAAGGUGUGCACCGAGGGCCGUCUGAUCCUGGAGUUCACGUUCGACGACCUGAUGCGCAUCAAGUCGUGGCACCUGGCCGUGCGCGCGCACCGCGAGCUCAUCCCGCGCCAGGCCGUGCACCCGCCCGACCACGCGGCGCUGGACCAGCUCGCCAAGAACAUCACGCGCCAGGGCAUCACCAACUCCACGCUCAACUACCUCCGGCUAUGCGUGAUCCUGGAACCAAUGCAAGAGCUGAUGUCGCGACACAAGGCGUACGCGCUGUCUCCUCGCGACUGCCUCAAGACAACGCUCUUCCAGAAGUGGCAGAGGAUGGUCGCACCGCCAGAGUCUCAGCGGCCGGCCAGCAAGCGGCGCAAGCGCAAGGGCAGCGCGGGCGCCAACACGACGCCCCCCGCACCCGCCAAGAAGCGCUCCCCCGGACCCAACUUCAGCCUCGCCUCACAGGAUGUGAUGGUGGUCGGCGAACCGUCGCUAAUGGGCGGCGAAUUUGGGGAUGAAGACGAGCGACUCAUCACUCGCCUCGAGAAUACCCAAUAUGAAGGCGAGGAGUGGAGCAACCCCCCUCCCGCCUCUCCGGCCAAGACGCCGCCCCACUGACACAAACUCGGACACGACAACUAAAUAAAUAUAGGCUUUACUUCCGUAAA
Messenger RNA from Melitaea cinxia (Glanville fritillary), 1385 nucleotides. RefSeq names its product LIM domain-binding protein 2 (gene Chi). The transcript has 8 exons. Gene Ontology annotation, molecular function: LIM domain binding. Gene Ontology annotation, biological process: positive regulation of transcription by RNA polymerase II; nervous system development; negative regulation of transcription by RNA polymerase II. NCBI's taxonomy places the organism in Eukaryota, Metazoa, Arthropoda, Insecta, Lepidoptera, Nymphalidae. The coding region runs from base 1 to 1335 and encodes 444 amino acids. Gene Ontology annotation, cellular component: transcription regulator complex; nucleus. The record is from RefSeq and is a predicted model, not a curated record.